AAAUCAAACCACACACCCUAAAAAAUGACCUCAAUUUCCUACACUCUCUUCAUCAUCUUCAACACCCUAACCCUAACCCUAAUCCUCUUCUCAAUCCCAAUCACCUCUUCCAAUGAAGACAACUUCUCCGAAAACUUACUCGAAACCAUAAUAUCAACUCGAUUGAUGGAGAAAACCACAAACCUCCACUUCUACUUCCAAGACAUAGUCAGCGGCAAAAAUCCGACAUCGGUUCAAAUAAUCGGGCAAGGGCUCGGAUUCGGGGCGACAUUCAUGAUAGACAACGCGCUGACCGAAAAACCCGCCCGGGAUUCCAGGAUCCUCGGGCGGGCACAAGGAAUGUACUCGUCGGCAGCUCAAAGGGACACGGCCUUGUUGAUGGUGGUCGUGUUUGAAUUCACGCAAGGGAAGUACAACGGGAGCACCAUCAGCAUGCUCGGGAGGAACCAUGUGUUUGAUGAUGUAAGAGAAAUGCCGAUUGUCGGUGGGAGCGGGCUUUUUAGGUUUGGGAGAGGGUAUGCAUUAGCGCACACGGUUUGGUUCGAUCCUAAGACGGGUGAUGCUUCCGUGGAGUACAAUGUGUCCAUUAAACACUUUUGAAAACGAAAAAAAAAAUGUCGGUUUUUUGCGAGCUUAUUAAUGACGUUUAUUUUUUUUUAUUUUUUUUUUUUUGAAAAAGACGUUUAUUUAAAUUAUAUUAAGAUCAUAUAUAUAUAUGUUUUCUUGUAAUUUGGCAUUGAGUUGUAGUCUUGUUUUGUUUGAGGCAUCCAACUAAUUAAUAAAGGAUUGUUUUCUUCUAA
Messenger RNA from Erythranthe guttata (spotted monkey flower), 800 nucleotides. RefSeq names its product dirigent protein 22. The record is from RefSeq and is a predicted model, not a curated record. Lineage: Eukaryota; Viridiplantae; Streptophyta; Magnoliopsida; Lamiales; Phrymaceae.